This is a messenger RNA of Hippocampus zosterae (dwarf seahorse), 541 nucleotides long. RefSeq names its product ATP synthase F1 subunit epsilon (gene atp5f1e). The record is from RefSeq and is a predicted model, not a curated record. Gene Ontology annotation, biological process: proton motive force-driven mitochondrial ATP synthesis. Gene Ontology annotation, cellular component: mitochondrial inner membrane. NCBI's taxonomy places the organism in Eukaryota, Metazoa, Chordata, Actinopteri, Syngnathiformes, Syngnathidae. Gene Ontology annotation, molecular function: proton-transporting ATP synthase activity, rotational mechanism. The transcript is spliced from 4 exons. The coding region runs from base 125 to 280 and encodes 51 amino acids.
AAAUUCGUGCUCACAGUCAAGAGAUCGGGGCGAAAAGAAUAAUAUAUUGGCAGCUCAGUUUAAUGACGUCAUCACGCACGCGACGGACCUGCCCUUGACGCCGAGGCUACACCAGAUUGCCAAGAUGGUUGCAUACUGGAGACAAGCGGGACUCAGCUACAUUCGCUUCUCGACAAUCUGCGCCAAUGCGGUGCGGGCCGCCCUCAAGCCGCAAGUGAAAAGCGAAGCGAUGAAGGCGGCCGAAGCCAGCGUCAAAGUAGUCAAGCCCAAGACGGCAUGAGCGCCAUAGUUUCCCACCCUGAAUUUAAGAAAAAUCUCACGGCACGGCAGAACCACUUCUCUAAAAUUUUAAUACGUAAUUUGUCAUGUUAUCAUAUGGUUGAUGGCUCAUUAUCAUGGAUGUGUUCCUGUGAUGUAGACCAUUUCUUGCAACUGUCUGAAAAAAUGGAGGACACUGUGGUGUCUUGAAGAGACGGGAUAACAACAGAAUGGCAAUUUCUUCCAAAUUAUAUGUAAUUAAAGUUAUAUGAAAGGAGCUUCA